AUGUUUCUUUCCGCGCUGCUUGAGGGGCGCAGCCCCGCUGCUGCUGCUGCUGUUGCUGCUGCUGCAGCGGGGCCAGCAGCAGCUGCUGCUGCUCAUGCUGCAGCAGCAGCAAACCAGUGGGGCCUGGACCAAGGCGUUGGUGCUGCUGUCAAGCAGCAUUUGGAGCAGCAGCUGCAGCAGCGCCCCUCUUGGGAAGCAGUGCAGCAGCAAGUCUGCUGCGCCUCGGGGGCCGCUGCUGCAGCAGCAGCAGCAGGUGCUGCUGCGGCUGCUGCUGCGUGCAACGCUAAGCUGCAGCAGCAGCAGCAGCUAGAAGCCCUCCUGUGCAUGAUAGAACAGUUGCCAGAAGCAGAAGCAGACGCAGCACGGGAGAUGCUGCUGCUGCCACCCAAAUGCCGCAGCACCAGCAACAGCAGCAGGAGCAACAGCAGCAGCAGCAGCAGCAGCCAACUGACGCACGGAUGCGGCGAGCUGCAGCGACAGCAGCAGCUAUCUCAAGAGGCUCUAAAUCUGCUGCAGCAUUUGACUGUAGGCCAGCAGCAGCAGCAGCAGCAAGAUCAGCAGCAGCAGUCCGUGUCCGAGCUGCUGCAGCAGCUGCAGCAGCAGAAGCAGCAGGCGCAGGAGCAGCUGCAGCAGCUGCUGCUAGACGACUGCAGCAGCAGCAUGAACAACAAAGAGCAGCAACAGCAGCAGCAAGAAGAAGUGGAAGAGGCAGCGGAGUGCAUGCAGCAGCUGGGGUGCCUCGUGGGGGAGCUGCAGCAGCUGCAGCAGCAGUGUGCUGCGCCGCAGCAGGAACAGCGGCAGCAGCAAGACGACUUGCUGCUGCUGCAGCAGCUACAUGCUGCUGCUGAUGAGGCGCUGCUGCAGCGAAGAAAAGCUCUUUUCCUUGAGCAGCUAUCAGUGGCACUUCAGAUGCGGCAGCAGCAGCAGCUGCUGCUGCUGCUGCUGAUGAUUCUGGUGGCGUGGAGGGCCUCAGCAGCCAGGAGGCUGCGUUGCUCCUGCUGCUGCAGCAGCUAG
Messenger RNA from Eimeria tenella, 1014 nucleotides. RefSeq lists its product as uncharacterized. The transcript is spliced from 3 exons. The record is from RefSeq and is a predicted model, not a curated record. The coding region runs from base 1 to 1014 and encodes 337 amino acids. Lineage: Eukaryota; Apicomplexa; Conoidasida; Eucoccidiorida; Eimeriidae.